AUGGAUGUGUGCGAUUUUGACAAGAUUUGGGGGGGGGCAUACUACGCCAUUUUGUUGAUACUCGGCAGCCUGAAGCUGGAAAUUACUGCUUUUCGCGAAACUCCUUGCGUAUACGAUUUUCUCCUUUUAAACUCAAUCCAGCCACUGGUAUUUCUAAAACAAGCGACGCUACUUCGACUGCAAUUGCCGAUAUCACCCGCUCAGUAUGUCGCCGGCCAGACCGUAGCGCGUGGUCUCGCACGAAUUGAAAAGGAUGAGCUUGAUACACUGACACACUUACGAGUAGUGAUGCGUCUUGAAUAUAUUGUAUUUGUAGAUAUUGCAAAAGAUACUGAGUUGUGCAUGCAAUUAUUAAGCGUCAAGAAGGGUGGGUUGCAAGAGAAAGUAAAUAUAGAUGGAAGAUAA
Messenger RNA from Plasmopara halstedii, 405 nucleotides. RefSeq lists its product as uncharacterized. The coding region runs from base 1 to 405 and encodes 134 amino acids. Lineage: Eukaryota; Oomycota; Peronosporomycetes; Peronosporales; Peronosporaceae. The transcript has 5 exons. The record is from RefSeq and is a predicted model, not a curated record.